AGCUGUUUUUCAAAUGUUUUUUGAUGAGGAGCGGUCACACUAUUUCUCUCAAUUCCUGGCAAUAUGCAGUCUACUAGAUAUAAUGGCGUCAUCUGGAUGCGGCAAUGCGUGCUGCAUGCCAGGCGAACCUACUCCGUCAGCGCAAACGUAACUUCCGCCGGUAACAACACAAAGGGGGAACAUUUGCCGCCGGCGACGCCCACGAAAUCCCUCGAGAAGAUGCGUGGAUGGCAACUGCACAGCUACGGCGAUAUUGACGAGCUGCUGCUUUCCGACAUACUGAAGAUCCCACAAAUACGGAGCUCCAAUGAAUGCCUGGUGCGAGUACGGACAACGGCUGUGAAUCCCAUCGAUCUGGCCAUGCUCCGAGGCUAUGGAGCUACAGUUCUGAACAAACUACGCUGCCAGCCGGGAGAUGACAUUGAGUUUCCGCUCACACUGGGCCGCGAAUUCUGUGGAGAGCUGGUUCAGAAGGGAAUGGGCGUGACAUCCGAUUCACUCAAACUGGGAGCGCGUGUCUGGGGAGUUGUGCCUGUGCAUGACAGUCCUGGUGCUCAUGCGGAGUAUGUGGCUGUCCCGUCAUACUGUUUGGCUCCAGCACCCAAACAGCUAGACGACAGUGAAGCAGCCAGCGUGUUGUAUGCAGGAUUGACAGCCUGGUCGGGACUCUACAUUUCUGGCGGCUUGGGUGGCCCGUGUGGUGCCACCACAGCUGCUGGCGGUGGUGCACAUAAGCGCAUACUAGUCUUGGGCGGCUCCGGCGGUGUUGGCACUUUGGCCAUACAGAUACUUAAGUCGCAAGGCGCUCAAGUGCUCGCCACCUGCAGUGAGAACGCCGUGGAAAUGGUCCGCUGUCUGGGCGCCGAUUUCGUCGUAGACUACAAGAGCAGCGAUGCCAUGGACGAGCUGUGCAAGUUUGCACCCUACGAUAUUGUUUUGGACUGUGCCGGACAUGGAGGGGCGCAUGCAUCGGAAUUGAAAUUUGAUUUCCGGCAGUACAUUACCUUCUCGUCGCCACUGCUAGCCAACAUUGACCAGCAGGGCCUAGGACUGGGUGCGAUUAAGAAUAUGGUCGACCUGGUGCAGACCAAUGUGAAAUCCCUCGCGCAGCGAGGAGGAAUGGUGAAGUGGGGCUUCUUCAAUCCUGCUCCGCAUGGGAUUGCAUUCUUGGAGCAACUGGUGCGGCAGCGAAAGUUGAUCCCAUUGAUUGACAGCACUUUCAGCUUCGAGGAAAUGCCAAAGGCCUUUGAGCGCAUGAAGUGCGGACAUUUGCGGGGCAAGAUUGUGGUGAAGCUUUGAGGAGGGUCAACAUGCGACUGAUUGUUAUUGCUGUUUCAUUAAACAUUUUCUGUUAGUUAAUUAAAACAUUUUGCCGGACAAACUGUGAAACUUUGACCAGACCAGUCGCUGGUGACGCAGAUGUAUUCAAACACCUAUACCUAUAACAAAGUGCAUCACAGCCGCUUGCCCGCGGUUCAACGACUGUAUUUCUGAGCCGAACGAACCACUGACGCAUAUCAUUAUACAUAUUAUAUAAAGUAAUAGCAGAUCUAAACGAUAGGCACCCGACAAGGAUCACCUUUAAUUCACCGUGAAAAGCCGUACAGCCUCUGACAGUGGCUGUUAUCGUCUGCGGAUCUUCAUCGUUCCGCCUGAAGGGCAAUUGGUCGCUACUAUAUUCACCCCUUGGCACAUCCAACUAUCAGCGAAUCACUCUGGAGAACAUACUUCCGAGAGCUAUGCCACUAGCUGAUAAUACGCACAUGAGUGUGAGUCCAUCAUAUACCUAUUCUUGUACGACGCACGACACACGACUCUGUUCUGUGUAAAUUUCCGCGACGUCUGCUUAGCGGGCUACCUGUCCCACUGGCCAAUACCCCAAAAUAUCAUUAUCAGCUAAUCAUUAUAAGGCAGAGAGACGGGGUGAUGGCAAAGCACGCGGCAUGCCCGGGCUAAUCACAUCGCUCUCAUGUGUUAGCAACGUUCCAGAGCAUCGCAAAUGUGAGCUGUUCCCGUAUGUCGCUAUCGCCAAGGUCGAGGCUUUCCGAACAAAAACCAACAAAAUAAACCGUAUCAUGGUCCCGCAAUCAUCCUUCGAAGCCGACGGCCGGCAAAGAAAGCGAAAUGUGCACGCGUCUUUGUUUUGUUUUGUUUUGGUUUUAUUAAUAGUAGUUGAUCUCUCAAUUUGUUACCGGGCCCGUGGCCGUUGAAACGAUUGGGAAAACUGAAUGGCCUGUUGAUGGUUUGCUCUAGAAACCUGCUUUAGAUAAGAGUUAAUCUUUCCGCUUAGCAAUAUAUAUUUUUUUUGUAUGUAUGAGAGACAUCGCUACUGCAGUUGUGUUCUCAAUCAAAAACGAAUGACGAGACUUUAAUGGCAAAUAUUUGAUUUUUGCUUUUAUACCAUACAUUGUUUGUUACAAUUGUAUACAAUUGUUUCUUGGUUUCUGGAAACCUUAUCAAAUUAUUGGUACAAAAUCAGAAUUUGUACUUUAUUAAUGAUGAAAAUGUCUGUAUUUUUGCAUAAAGAUAGAGUACUAGAUUACAUCAAGAAACACACCUUUCUCAUGGGUAUUGGCUGUUCUAAGUACCGAUCUUUAAAGUUGUAUACUUUUCAUUUAUACCAAGACUACAUUAUGCGAAUUACAACAAUUAUUUAAUUUUACAUUUAUAAUUUGUGGUAACAUUUGAGAUUUUAUUUUUUAGUUCUUUUCUUGUUUUUUUUUUGGGUUUGAAAUUGUGAAAAGUGACGUUUCUUCUAUUAAUCAUAUAUGAGAAUGCUGGUAGAGCGCUGCACUUCAAUGCAUAAAUAUUUAUAUUUUUGGAAUAAGUGAUUUUGUUAAAAUUUAACAAAAAUGGUGCUUUUUUAAAGAGACUUAUGAAUAUAUAUGUAGAACUUUUCAAAAUGAGUUUACAA
Messenger RNA from Drosophila miranda, 2914 nucleotides. RefSeq names its product reticulon-4-interacting protein 1 homolog, mitochondrial. Gene Ontology annotation, molecular function: oxidoreductase activity. Bases 64 to 1299 code for a protein of 411 amino acids. The record is from RefSeq and is a predicted model, not a curated record. NCBI's taxonomy places the organism in Eukaryota, Metazoa, Arthropoda, Insecta, Diptera, Drosophilidae. The transcript is spliced from 4 exons. Gene Ontology annotation, cellular component: mitochondrion.